Messenger RNA from Fukomys damarensis (Damara mole-rat), 1365 nucleotides. RefSeq names its product potassium channel tetramerization domain containing 6 (gene Kctd6). The transcript has 3 exons. The record is from RefSeq and is a predicted model, not a curated record. Bases 397 to 1110 code for a protein of 237 amino acids. Gene Ontology annotation, molecular function: cullin family protein binding. Gene Ontology annotation, biological process: protein homooligomerization; ubiquitin-dependent protein catabolic process. Lineage: Eukaryota; Metazoa; Chordata; Mammalia; Rodentia; Bathyergidae.
UGUCAGGAGAGAAUGCUUUGGGUGACAGGAAAAUGCCAAAGAUGAGCAUCUUACCAGAACGUUUGCAUGACUGGCCUUUGAAAUCACUCAGUCUCUGAUUUAUUGCUAACAGUAAUUGAAUCUGAUGCUGACAAGGCAAAUCGGUAAAACUCAUUUCUUGAUUCUGUUUACUUUAGAGACUGUGUGUGAAGCAAGUCAGAGCAGUGACGGCCCUGAACUUGACACUUGUUCCGUGUCUUACCCUGUAGCACGCAGAGGCCUAUCUGUAUGCAGCUGCUGAGUGGAAAGAAUAAAAAGUGACUGCACAUCUUUUGGUCCACAUUGGAGCUUGUUUGCUUUGAAGAAUUUGCAAGCCUCCCUGGAACCUGGGCUCCCGAGGACACUGCGCUGGGACAGAUGGAAAAUGGAGACUGGGGCUAUAUGAUGACCGACCCAGUCACGUUAAAUGUGGGUGGACACUUGUACACAACGUCUCUCACCACACUGACGCGCUACCCAGAUUCCAUGCUUGGAGCCAUGUUCGGAGGGGACUUCCCCACGGCUCGAGACCCCCAAGGCAAUUAUUUCAUCGAUCGAGAUGGACCUCUUUUCCGGUAUGUGCUCAACUUCUUGAGAACUUCAGAGUUGACCUUACCCUUGGAUUUUAAGGAAUUUGAUCUGCUGCGGAAAGAAGCAGAUUUUUACCAGAUUGAGCCCUUGAUUCAGUGUCUCAACGACCCCAAACCUUUGUAUCCUGUGGAUACUUUUGAGGAGGUGGUGGAGCUCUCCAGUACUCGGAAGCUUUCGAAGUACUCCAACCCAGUGGCUGUCAUCAUAACCCAGUUAACCAUCACCACCAAGGUCCACUCCCUACUAGAAGGCAUCUCAAACUACUUCACCAAGUGGAACAAGCACAUGAUGGACACCAGAGACUGCCAGGUGUCCUUCACGUUUGGACCCUGUGAUUAUCACCAGGAAGUCUCUCUCCGGGUGCACCUGAUGGAGUACAUCACAAAGCAAGGCUUUGCCAUCCGCAACACUCGAGUGCACCACAUGAGCGAGCGGGCCAACGAGAACACAGUGGAGCACAACUGGACUUUCUGCAGGCUGGCGCGGAAGACCGACGACUGAGAACGGAAGAGACUGGUGUUUUGUUUUUCCCCGUCACAGGGCGGGCUCCUCUUUUGCUUUAAUGUUUGUAUUUAUUUGAGAGCACUGAGGACCAGAAAGAAGUUCCAUACUUCAGCAGACUUCCGUGUCUGUUCCCUUCUCCCCGAGUGUGCAUGUGCCUGUUCAGAGUCUCCGGAUACCUUUUUGAUGAAGAAAAGUCAUUAUUGCAUAUCAUCUACCCUCAACAGAGCUCUUUUUUUUUUUUUUUUUUUUUUU